GCUCGCUGCACAGGAGAGAGGUGUCCGGUCGAUUCACCUCGUCAACGGUGUCCCGUCCCCAAUUGUAGGUCCACGAUGGGGCACUCUACAGACGCGUGUCAAGACAGCCAGUCUGCAUACGGACACAUUCACUGCACGUGCAGCCAAUCGGUGCUGUGCACGGAUACCCACCUGCAAAACACGGGACAGCCAGUUCGAUAGAUGAGCGCUCCGACACACUGAAAGGAAGCGGGUCAAAACACACGGAAGCAGGCUGUAGGUAGCUGACAUAACUAACCGCAAGACCACCUAUACCUACCUCUAACACCCAAUCGAUCGACAUCCAAAUGAUAAUCAAUCGGCCUUGAGCAGGUGGGUCCUCUCUCCCCCCCCGUCGCUGCCAGGGGUCGGUCCCAGCCCCUGCUGCUCCUGCUGCCCUGCAGUGCGACGCCUAAUCGACCCAGCGGCGCCACCAUCAUUAUCAUGAUGCAGAGGAUCGCUGCUGGGCGAGAGGGUGGUCCGCUGUGAUGAUGAAGUGGCGGAGGACGAGAUGCUCAACCAUGGCCGCACGCGGCGCCAGCCGCUGCACAAAGCCCUACACACACAGAGAGAAGGACAAGACGAGCAAGAUCUGCCCGGCUGCCUGCCUGUGUGCCCACCCGAUGAGCUGGGGGACCAGCGCGCGCUCCCUCUCUUGUUGCAGAAUGUCCAGACGUCUUGCCCGAUAGCUUCGCGUAUGUUCAAAGUGUAGCUGAAUUCUCUCAUCCUCCUUCUGCUCCCACUCCUGUGACCCUUCCUCAUACGGAUCUGACACACACGCACACACAGUGCCCCGUGGUUGUUUGUUGUCCUGUCUGUUCCUCCCUCCGCCCGCCACACGCACUGUGCCAUUCUGAACAUACACACAGAAGGAAAAGCAAUAGUCAGGCAUUCGGCUGCGUGUGUGUGUUUUUACAUACCGGGUCUCUCGGACGGAUUAGAACAGAUCCUCUCCUUCUCCUCGUCGCUGCACGCUCUCCACCAGGCUAAAGUGGCUGGCAUGCCAAGACCGGCAAGGAGGAAGAAGAAAGCAUGAACAUGUGUGUCUGUGCGUGGCUUCCCCGCCCACCUCUGUCCUCCUCCUCCUUGGCCCGCAUCUGACGUGCAAACUUCUCAUCGAACAGAAACAUUUUGACAGGAACGAAC
Messenger RNA from Vitrella brassicaformis, 1164 nucleotides. NCBI's taxonomy places the organism in Eukaryota, Vitrellaceae. The record is from the annotation of a GenBank genome assembly.